Penicillium odoratum is the source of this 210-nucleotide messenger RNA. RefSeq lists its product as uncharacterized. The record is from RefSeq and is a predicted model, not a curated record. NCBI's taxonomy places the organism in Eukaryota, Fungi, Ascomycota, Eurotiomycetes, Eurotiales, Aspergillaceae. The coding region runs from base 1 to 210 and encodes 69 amino acids. The transcript has 2 exons.
AUGGUCUAUCGUAUAGUGGGGGUCGAGCAUAGUUGCAAAAUCAGCCUUGCGGAGAUGGACGCCGCCACGUCUAAGCUAUUCGCCCUAACGGAGAUUGUGACGAAGCUAAAAAAGAACAACACACCGCCCCAUUACUGGAGUACUGAGAUCGAAAGUCUAUUGAAUCGAUUGAAAUGCCAGUCUUUUGAGGAGCUCUUACAGUUGACUUGA